Molecule: messenger RNA, 747 nt
Organism: Ochlerotatus camptorhynchus
Lineage: Eukaryota; Metazoa; Arthropoda; Insecta; Diptera; Culicidae
Product: heterogeneous nuclear ribonucleoprotein L-like
Exons: 1
Coding region: 1-747 (248 amino acids)
Biological process (GO): regulation of RNA splicing
Cellular component (GO): nucleus
Molecular function (GO): mRNA binding
Source: RefSeq, a predicted model, not a curated record
AUGCCUGCAACGGACGAGAUCCGUUGCUACACGAUCCUACCAUCUUCGGCGGAAGGCCGACCCCGUCAAUCGUUAUCAUCAGUCGGACUGAUGAAGGACGCACCGCUGAUCCGAAACGGACCAGCCAACUUCAUUCAACCGGCACAGCAACAGGGCGCAGUGAUGAUGGUCUACGGACUCGAUAACAACACAGCCCACACCGAUAUGCUAUUCAAUCUGUUCUGCCUGUACGGAAAUGUUGUCAGGAUAAAGUUCGUGAAGACCAAAGGGGGUACCGCCAUGAUCCAGAUGGGAUACGCCAUCGCAGUCGAACGCAGCAUCCAGCACUUGAACACAUGCCAUUCGGAAAUGAUGGUAGCAAAAGUCAGAUUGCAUUUUCCAAGCAGAACUACUUGUCAGAGUCCACUAACCCCUACACCCUGCCGGACAAUUCGAUCAGCUCAGCUAAAGGACUACAGCGCCUUCACGAACAAUCGCUUGCUUUCGUUGAACCAGGCCAGCACAAAUCGCAUUCUCCACUUCUUCAAUUCCCCACCCGGCAUGUCCGAGGAUCUACUGCUGACUGCAUUCACCACCAAGGACUACCACCCGUCGCAAGUGCGAAUGUUCCCGCUGGAAUCGGAAAGUUCCUCCGGUGGUUUGGUCGAGUUCCCGAGCGUAUCCCUGGCGGUGAACGCCAUCAUGAAGUGCAACCACAGCGCGAUCGAUCACAAAGGCACAAAAUUCCCUUUCAUUAUGAAGCUGUAG